This is a messenger RNA of Gossypium arboreum, 324 nucleotides long. RefSeq names its product NAC domain-containing protein 41-like. Gene Ontology annotation, biological process: regulation of DNA-templated transcription. NCBI's taxonomy places the organism in Eukaryota, Viridiplantae, Streptophyta, Magnoliopsida, Malvales, Malvaceae. The transcript has a single exon. The record is from RefSeq and is a predicted model, not a curated record. Gene Ontology annotation, molecular function: DNA binding. The coding region runs from base 1 to 324 and encodes 107 amino acids.
AUGUCAACUGUUAGACCGCAGCUUGAGAUUCCUGUGGGGUUUCGAUUUCUUCCCACCAAAGAAGAAAUCCUUCGUGAUUACCUUCAACCAUUCAUCAAGGGCGAUCCUAUACCUUCUGGUGUGAUGAAGGAGUUGGAUAUAUAUGGGGCAAAUCGCGAGCCUUGGAAUAUUUUCGACCAAGAUUCGGCAGAGUCUCUGGGUUAUCACGAAGCUGAUGAAGAAGAGCAAAUCAAGAAUCGAAAGAACCGCGGGAGAUGGAUGUUGGCUCCAACAAUAUAUCAAAGAAGUGAAGAACUCGGACGGCGGCGAAGUCAUAGGUUAUGA